Molecule: messenger RNA, 2593 nt
Organism: Nelumbo nucifera (sacred lotus)
Lineage: Eukaryota; Viridiplantae; Streptophyta; Magnoliopsida; Proteales; Nelumbonaceae
Source: RefSeq, a predicted model, not a curated record
AUAAACGUGGGCAGGAGAUCCGGACUGUGGCUGGCUUUGCUGUGUUUAAGUUAGUACUGGUGCAGUGCCCUCUCCUCUCUAACUAACCCCGACUGUAUCAACACCGCUGUCGGAGGUCGUGUUUCAGUUAUUAUGGACCUGGACUUAGACGACCUAGGCAUCGAGCGCCCCGAUGGCUCAAGCCAGGCUGCUUCCAGAAAACCCUCAAGGUUCCUGCCCAAAUCAUCAAAGCCGAAGCUCCGACCGAAACCAGAACCAGUAUCAGAAUCAGAACCUGCUGCCCUUCCUGUAAAGAAACAAGAAGAUUCCCAGCCAUCACUCGAUGCCACUGUCAAGGCAGCCUUUGAACCCUCUCCACCGCCACCUGCUUCUUCGACUCUCAAUUUUAUGGCCAAAGAGGAGGUGGAAACGAAGGCGGAGGCGGAGGUGGUCCCCAUGGAAGAAGACGGUGACGAAGAUCGAGUUGUUCGCGAAAUUGAUGUCUUCUUUAAUCCUUCUCCUCUUGAUACCGAUACUCAAUUGUAUGUUCUUCAAUACCCUCUUAGACCUUGUUGGCGUCCUUACGAACUGGAUGAGAGAUGUAAAGAGGUUAGAAUAAAACCAGAAUCUUCAGAAAUUGAAGUUGAUUUGCGCACUUAUGAUGGUGAUAACUGUAACAAUGAUGAUGCCGCCAAGAAUAGGAAAAUGACAAAGCAGACUUUGUCAUCUCUGUGGAAGCCACCUAACACCACUGGCUAUGCUGUUGGGGUUCUGAUUGGCAACAAGUUACACUUGAAUCCUGUUCAUGCAGUUGUACAACUUCGGCCAUCGAUGGAACACCUUAAGUCUAGUAAUCUAAAGAAGAGUAAUAUUAUUCCAGAUGAAAUAAAUGAGGAAAAACCAUCAGGAUCAUCAAAGAAGCAGGGCAAGCUUUUAGGGUCACUAGAUGAGCAAAACAAAGAUGAUGCUGAGUCAUGGGUUUCACUUGAAUACCAUCAAAUAGAUAGCAGUAUCUCACGUGGAUAUCAGCAAAAAAUGGUGGCACGAGAAAGUUCUCCAAUACAAUUCUCUAUGAACUCGUAUGACUAUCUCAACUCUUUAUGUCCUGGAACAUCUAGCGACAACAACAGAGUCAAGGGUCCUUCAAGAAGGUUCUUGCUUUCAUUGCCACUGGAGGAGAGGUUCAAAAUAUUCCUUUCCAAGGGCACUCAAGUGUAUCGCUUCACUGCCCUUAAGCACUUUGCCCCUGAUAAAUCCGAUGAAGAUCUUUUAGCAGUCCUUCAGGGAUAUGCUGAUUUAGUACAGGGAUUGUGGGUCACAAAAAGUGCUUUGUUAUGUGAAGGAGUUCAAGCUUUAGCUAGAGACUAUGUUCUUCUUUGUUUUAGCAAGGGGCCACUAAUCAGCUAUGAAAAGCUAAAUGAGACAGGACUUUCCAGAGAUAUUUUGAAGCGUGUUUUGAAUUCAUUGGCUAUUGAAAGGCCUUCUUUCAAAGACUGGAAAUUUAAAGAGCCUACAGAUAUGUUGUUUACAAAAAAUUUCCCAGAUAUAGUGAGGGAACAACAACACCGUUGGGAAAUUCGAGAAAAGAAGAUCAAAGACUUAAUGCACCGACCUGUGAAAGGUGGACCCACAAUGAAGCAAAAUAUAACUAAUAGACCUAGAACUUCUUCUAAUGCUGAUCAAAGUGCAAAGGUCAAUGUCAAUGGAACACUUGGCUGUGGGACAGUAACCAUGUCAGAUGAAACUCGCGAAGCUCUGCCAAAGGCUCUGCGGGAACUUUUUCGUAUUCACAAGGUUUGCAGCUUACAAUUGAUUUGCCAAGGUCUGCGGGAUCUGGCUGUUUCAAAAAAUAAUAAGGCACAUGCUAGAGCUGCAGUAGCUGCAGCACAAGGUGUUUCUGCCCCUCUACCCGAGCUCCAGGCUGUCAUAGAUCAAGUUGCAAUAAAUGUCCAUGGUGUCUAUGUUCUAAAGUCAUCAGAGGAGCAUCCAGAACUUGAUCCAUUGAGGAAUGUUGUUAUUAAUCUAUUCUGUGCCAAGGGACCUAAUGCAUGCCUGAAAAGGGAAGAAAUUUUUGAAGCUGCCAAGAUUGCACUUGAAAGGACCAUCACACCUAAUGAGUUGAUGAAGGUUACCAGUGAGCUAUGUAUUUCUAGGAGUAAUGCAUGGUUCCUGAAAAGUGGUGAUGGAAAACCUUGAUAUUUUUGUCAGCCCUCUAAAUUGACCACAAAUUCUUUUUCCAGUUCUAUGAGACAUCUGGAGAGAGUUCAAUUUUUCUGAUCUGGUGCAAGUGAUCCAUGCGAUCUGUACAAAAACUGCUUGCAUACAAACCAAAUUUCUGCCGGAGACAUUGUUUCAAAGAAAGUUUAAGAUGGUCACGUUUAAUGAUAAUCCGAUCAAUGCCAAGCACGAGUUGCGUAGCCGAUACAAGUUCAUCUUUCAGCACACAACAAUAAUACUCAACAUUGGGUCCCACAAUAUUUUGGAUGUGCAUUAUAAUUUAUAAGAUGUGCAUCAUAAGAUCUUGCACGAAGAUACCAAUGCGAUGCCGGGCUGGGAUAACUAUGAAUAGAUCAUAAAUAAAUACUUGAGAAACAUAAAACUCAAGUUAAUGUGA